GAGGACUGACUGAGGCAGGCUGUGUGUAGACGAUUGUCUUUGCGAUACCUUCAUAGUUAAUUCGAAUAUUAUUAUAAUCUAUACACUAAUUUUCUUACUGUUUUUAUAUGCUAUUUGUAGUUUUAGGUUUUGCUUUCUUCUAGCCUAUAUAAAUAAUUGUGACUCAAGGAAUCACCCUGGAGAAGGCAUGCCUUUACAAUUGAAAGACCUACUUGUUGAAGAAAAGGAGUUGUUUGUUCCUCCCUUAGAACUUGUAAACCAAGCUUUGAAGGAUGGUCUCUCAAAAAACUUUGAAAAUGUUGACAUCAGCAUCGUCAACUGCCCAGAUUUGACAAAGAAGCCAUUUUCAUUGGCUUCACAAGGAUUAGGUGGAUCGCCUACUAUAGUGGAAGUGGGUGGAGUGCCAUAUCUUCUACCUCUUGUAAAUCGCUCAAAGGUUUAUGACUUUAAAGACAUCAAUGAAAUGACAGGGGUGGAUCCUGCAUUUGUGAUUGGGGCCGGAGCAGGUCCUUUUGUAUAUGCUGGUGUUAACUGUGAGCUGGUGGCAAAUCUAGUGGUGAAGAACAGCCAAGUCCGCAGUCUUACACAGAUUGCUAAGUUGAAAGACCAAAGUAAAGGAGAUGAAAUGGAAGCAUUAACACUUCCUGACUCUGAAUCCACUUAUGCUUUGAUGGGCAACUUGUAUGUCAGUGAGGGAAAAUCUGGUCAGGUUUUGAAAGUAAACUGUUCUAAGAGGAUUGGCAAAGAUGACUUUGUCAAAGCAGCUAGAGAGAGCUUACUUGCUGGAUUUCCAGGAAAAGCAAUUGGAGUGGGUGGAGCGUUCCUUGUGACCAACAGUAAGGUUAAGCAACAUGUGAUGCCGGACUUCUCCGAGACACCGCUCAAUAGUGACGAGGAUGUCAAUCAAUGGCUGAGGUUCUAUGACAUGAAUCCACCCCUCGUUGCAGUCGGAACUUUUGUCACCAAUGAUCCGGGAUUGAACCUGCGAGUGAUUCAUUUCCACUCUCUGAGUGACCACGGAGAGGCAGGUCACUACCACUAUGACACCCAGCCUGAUACUGUGGAGUAUCUUGCCUACUUCAGCCUCGGAGCUCGGGUCAUACGAGUUGAUCGUCCUCCCGAUUCUAGCAAGCUGGGUCACAAUUGAUCAGUAGCUAAUUCCUACUAGUUAAUUUAAUUUGUUUAGCAUUUUUUGAAUGUUUAUACAAUUAGAGCCAGCCUUAAUGUGAUCUUUAAUUGCUCCCUAGUUCUCAGAGUUACGAUAUUUCAUGUUGGUUUACUUAAAAAAUAUUCAAGGCAAUGCACAAUUAGUUGACAUUUGGUUUGAUAAAAAAACAGAAUCAUACCUUUUCCAUUUGAUA
This is a messenger RNA of Macrosteles quadrilineatus (aster leafhopper), 1361 nucleotides long. RefSeq names its product ester hydrolase C11orf54 homolog. The transcript is spliced from 8 exons. The record is from RefSeq and is a predicted model, not a curated record. Gene Ontology annotation, molecular function: zinc ion binding; hydrolase activity, acting on ester bonds. The coding region runs from base 188 to 1147 and encodes 319 amino acids. Gene Ontology annotation, cellular component: nucleus. Lineage: Eukaryota; Metazoa; Arthropoda; Insecta; Hemiptera; Cicadellidae.